Molecule: messenger RNA, 3045 nt
Organism: Mercurialis annua (annual mercury)
Lineage: Eukaryota; Viridiplantae; Streptophyta; Magnoliopsida; Malpighiales; Euphorbiaceae
Exons: 5
Coding region: 1-3045 (1014 amino acids)
Source: RefSeq, a predicted model, not a curated record
AUGGGUUUGGUGGAAACAAAGAAAGAGGAUAUUGAUGAUUUUACAAUUCGUAGACUUUGGCCGAAUUUGGAUUUUGAUUAUUGUUAUUCUAGCUCAGUGGGUGCUUCGGGAGGCCUACUUUGUGUUUGGAAUUCUAGUUUGAUUUCUCCGACUCGAAUCAACAAGAAUGAUAGAUGGAUUUCUUUGGAUUUUAAUUGGUUUUCUAAAUCAAUUCGGUUCAUAUUGCUUUACGCUCCUAAUUGUCCUAAUGAAAGGGCUGUUAUAUGGAUGGAUCUCCAGCAGGAAAUAGAUUGUGAGGGUUUAUGCUUCCUUUCAGGCGACUUUAAUGAGAUUUUGAGUCCUAAUGAGAGAUUGAAUUGCACUACUUUCUCUACUUCCAUGAUUGCUUUUGCUGAGUUUAUUAAUAUGGCGGGGUUGUUGGAGGUUCCAUUACAAGGCCGUUUUUUCACUUGGCAAAAUAGAAUUUCCAAAUCAAAGAUCGAUCGAUGUUUCGUCUCUCCGUUGGUUUUUAGUACUUGGCAAGAUUUACACUUGAACGCUUUAUCAAGAUCAUUCUCAGACCAUGUUCCUAUUUUGUUUUCUUCGUCAGGAAAAAUUGAUUGGGGCCCUCGUCCUUUUAGGUCAAUAAAUGCUUGGUGGGAUCAUCCGAAAUUUUUAGAUUUUGUUAUUUCUGCUUGGCAUUCUAUAUCUACUUCUAAUCAAAAUUGUUCAUUAGUUUUUAAACUUCGUGAUCUCAGGAAAACAGUUAAGGACUGGAAUACGAGUGUUUUUGGUGAUCUGAAUUCCAAGGCUGCUUCUAUUCAGCUUAAUAUUGAGAAAAUUGAAUCUGCUUCUGAUUCAAGACAGCUUACAGCGGAUGAGUCUCAUUCAUUGGGUAAGGCGAGACUGAACUGGAAUCUCUUAGGUGAUAAGAACACUUCGUUCUUUCAUUUAGCUGCCAACAUUCAUGCUAAAAACAACUUGAUUUCUGAAAUUUGGGUGGAUGAUAAUCGGUAUUACAGACCUGCAGAAAUCAGACUUAACAUCUGUAACUAUUUUUGUUCUUUUUAUAAGAAGAGCACGCAGAUUAAUUUCAGCCUUCAGACUUUCAGUUUUAGAACGCUUCCUUGGGAGUCAGGCCUUUCUUUGACAGCAACUUUUGACGAGAGGAGGAAGUGUAUAAUGCUCUUAAGAGUUGCGAUCCUAACAAAGCACCGGGACCAGACGGAUUCAACAUGUUCUUCUACUCUAAAUCUUGGCAGUUUAUUAGCUCCGCUUCUUCCUCGUGUAAUUUCGGAUAACCAGUUCGGUUUCAUCAAGGGGCGUAGUAUACAUGAAUGCCACUCUAUUGCUUCUGAAAUUAUCCAUUUAUCGUCAAGGCGUAAAGAGAAAAUUCUUCUUCUCAAAUUAGACUUCCAAAAGGCUUUUGAUAGCGUCUCAUGGUCGUUUAUUUUGACUGUUCUUAAGCAAAUGCAAUUCAGCAAUACUUUGGUUGAUUGGAUAUCCUGUCUUUUAAAUACAUCACAGCUUUCGGUUCUCGUUAAUGGGAGCCCCUCUGAUAGAUUUUUCAUGGAACGUGGUGUUAGGCAAGGUGACCCUCUUUCCCCGAUGUUGUUCGUCAUCGCAGCUGAGGGAUUUAAAAUUAUGAUGGACAAAGCAAAGGAGUUGGGUCUUAUUGAAGGUAUUUCUAUCCAAGAUUAUCAUGAAUCUUUAUCUUUACUGCAGUUCGCAGACGAUACUCUGCUUUUUAUUCCGUAUAAUUUGGAAAUGGUGAGAAAUUUGUUACGUAUCCUUCGUUGUUUUGAGCUUGUUUCUGGACUUCGUAUCAACUUCCAAAAGAGUUCGAUUAUUGGGCUGAAUGUCUCAGAUAAUGAUCUAAAUGCAGCUGCGAUGAUAUUGAAUUGCAAAACUGAGAAGUUGCCUUUUGACUACUUGGGAAUGCCUUUGUCUAAUAAGCCACUGAAGAUUGCUCACUUAGCUCCUCUAAGACAGAACUUUUGUAAUCGUUUCGCUCAAUGGAAAGGUAAUCUCCUUUCUCCAGCGGGUCGUUUGGUUAUGAUUAAAUCAGUCCUUGCAAGUUUACCUGUUUAUACAAUGUGCAAUUUUGCUAUUCCUUCGGGUGUUAUUGCUUCUUUGGAAAAAUUCAUGCGAUCAUUUCUUUGGUCUAGCUCUUCUUCGGUGGUUCGAGAGAGUUCUAAUCUUAGUUCGUGGCAUGUUUUGUCUAAUACAAACCAAGCUAACUUAUCGUCAAUGUGGCGUGGGAUUCGCAAGAUUUGCGUUAACAAUACGGAUAUUUGGAACCUGUUUUGUGGUAAUAUUCAUUUUAAUGUGGGGAAUGGAGAAAUGAUUAAAUUUUGGAAGGAUUUAUGGAUUAAGGAUCAGCUUAUCCCUUUAUACAUUUCUCAUGCUCAGUUGUUUAUUCUUUCCAUGAACAAAGAGGCCUGCCUGCGGGAUGUAGCUGAUGUAAAUGGAGUAAUCUCGUCGUUCACUUGGAAGAGGAGGCUUAGAAUUGGAGAGGCUGAUAGUUGGGAAAUUGUUUGCGGGUCUUUUAGUCGGAUUUACCUUCAUCAGAACAAGUUAGAUUUUGUAAGAUGGAGUAACAAAGAUGUCAGCUUCAGUCCCGCAAGUUUCUGCAGAUUAUUAAGCAACAAUUCAGCUUUUGACAGCAGCUUCUUGUCCGGUCUUUGGAAGCAGAAAAUUCCACCAAGAUUUCAGUUCUUCAUUUGGCUCUUACAUAAGGAGCGGAUUGCUUCAAAAUGGCACCUGUUCCAGCGUGGUGUAUUAACUGUAGAUCAGCAAUUUUGUGCAAAUUGCAGUGAGAAGGAGACGGGAAUUCAUAUAGUUUUGCACUGUAAUAAUGCUUGGGUUUUUUGGUGUAAUCUUCUUGGUCGCAUUCAGAUUACAGCGAGGAAUCAAAAAGUUUUCAAAGAGACGACGUCGGACUACAGAGACUUAGUUUUUCUUUGUGUUUCCAAGGGUGUGAUUCACUAUAAAUAUCACAAUCCUUCUUUUCCGUACAGUGGUAAUGAUGUUUUUAGGAGCCUUGAUUUCAUUUUCCGGUCUUAA